AUGACGGUGGUGGAUGAUUAUGUCUUCACUUCAGCUACAAACCAUCAUGAUACAGCUUCACAUUCAAAUACACUUCAUAGAAGAUAUCCUUCUGUUCCUACAAUAAAAGAGAUUCCUAAUAGAAAUGCAUUUAAUCCAACAUAUCAUAAAAAACAUGCAUUCCAAUCAAAUAGAAAUACAUUGAUAGGUGAAGUUGGAUCAAUAGGUAAAGCUCCAACUAUUGAAUCAACAAUUAUAUCACCAACUGUUACAAGAAAAAAUUCCAUUAUAAGGCAAAAAAAAAGACAUAUGAUUAGUUCAAAAGAAUUAAAGAAUAAAUUUUUUUAUCCUGUUAAUGCACCAAAGAGGAAAAAAUCUAGAAGAGGUAAAUUUAGAAAUAGUUUUGAAUUAAAUUCAAGUAUGAAUUAUAUUAAUAUAGAUUCAUCAAUGUCAAAAGAUCUUUGUUUAAAUCAACAAGUUAAAGCUUAUGAAUUACCCCCAAAGGAAUUAAUUAAAUUAGAACCUAAAUUAAAAGAAACUACAAAAGCUAUAACAAUUGAUUCCAAAAAUAAUUAUAUCAUUUAUACCCCAAAUCCAACAGCUGGUAAAAAUUCAUUAAUAUCAGAUCCUGAACAAAUCUUGGAUCAAGAAUUAUUAAAAUUAGGUACACCAAUAACUUUUAAUAAGGCAAAUACACCAAUUUUACCAGAAUAUGAAUUUGAAAGACCUUAUUUCAAUAGAUAUGAUACUUUCCCUAAAGAAGAUCCAAUUUCUUAUUUACAUCGUACAAGAUCAUUACCACCAAAAUUUAAUAAUAAAGAAGGUAUUGAAGAGCUAUGGAAAUUAUAUUUAAGAAGAGUUAUAAGUGCAAGAAUUAAAUGGAGAUUAGAAAAUUUGAACAAAGAAUUAAAACCAGGUUUUAAUCCAAGAAGGAAAAGUGCAUCAAGUUCAGUUGAUACAAGUUAUUUCAUGAGUACUUUAUUAAAACAAAAUGGUAAAAUUCCACAAACUUAUAAAUCUUCAAGUUCUGAUGAUUAUUUUGAUGAUAUUGAAUCUUCAGAUAAGGAUGAAGAUACUGAUGAAGGUGAUGAUGAAAUUAAUGAACCUGUUACAGAUGAAGAUAUUAACUCUAUAAAUUCAAAUCAUGAUAAUAAUGGUAAUAGUUACAGUCCUGAUGAAAAUUCAGCACAUCGUAGGACUGGUAAUUUAUCAAGAGUUGUUUAUCAUUCAGGAGAUAAUUCAGAAUAUUAUAGAGGAUCUUUAGAAAGUUUAUUGAAUGAAAUGAGAUCAAUCAUUGAAUGA
Hansenula ciferrii is the source of this 1281-nucleotide messenger RNA. RefSeq lists its product as uncharacterized. The coding region runs from base 1 to 1281 and encodes 426 amino acids. The transcript has a single exon. Lineage: Eukaryota; Fungi; Ascomycota; Saccharomycetes; Phaffomycetales; Wickerhamomycetaceae. The record is from RefSeq and is a predicted model, not a curated record.